GAAUACAAUUUAUCCUUUGAAGAUAUGUUGUCCCGCGAGUAGCUGAAGAAUUACUGUAAUUCAACAAUGGCGAUUCUUCUUCCUUUGUUCUCCAUAUCCCCAAUUGUAAAAGCUUCUUCAGUUGACACAACCCAAAGACUUCCGUACACUCCUCACCGUACAACUCCUAAAAAAACCCAAACCCCUGAUUCUCUAUCCGCCAUUUCAACUAUCUCCUUGUCCCCUUCUACCAGCCGGUCGAAUAUUUCAGUGUCGGACCUUCUCAAACGUGAAAUUCCUAAGUCUACGGAAGUGAAACGCGAUGGAACAUAUAUGGGGUACGACGUAUGGCUACCUAGAGCACACAAAGUUGAGAAGCCUCGGUCUGUGUUUAAUGCAGCCUCGCUAGCUUACAUUGGAGAUUGCAUCUUUGAGCUAUAUGCAAGAAGACAUUUUUUGUUCCCACCAUUGAGCAUCGAAGAGUACAAUGAUCGAGUCAUGGCAGUAGUACGUUGCGAGGCACAAGAUGCUAUGUUGCAGAAACUUUUGAACGACAAUAUAUUGUCCGAAGAGGAAAGGGGUGUGCUUCGUUGGGGAAAAAAUGUUGGUUCAGGCAAAACAAAGACGAAAAAGCGUGCUGGUGUGGCUGUUUACAACAGAGCGUCUUCACUUGAAACACUUGUUGGUUAUCUCUACCUUACAAAUGUGCAAAGGCUUGAAGAAAUCAUGCUGAAGUUGGGCUUCCACAUAGGUGACUCUUCCCUGCCAAUUGUGGAGAGAAUAGAUGGUACAACAAGGUGAUGCCGGAGGAAGAGAUGAAGUUCAUGAAGCUAUAUGUAGAUAAAGAAGACGAACAUUUCCUAUAGCAUGCUGAAACAAAUGAGUUUCUCAAAAAAAAACAAAGUUUGUGGAGACUUGAGGAAGGUUGCCAUCACCUCUUCAUGUGCUCUAUCAUUUAAAUAUCACAAGAUCUUGGAUGUGAGUGGACUUCUAGUAUUUCAAAGCUUAGAAAGAAAAUAAGAAGUCGUAUUAGUUGUUCUUAAAUGGAGAAACAUUUAGAAAAGAAGUCGUAUUAGUUCUUAAAUGGAGAAACAUUUAGACUUACAAUACAGAUAUGAUCUCCACUUGAGUACUUGUCAAAAGUUAUACGCAUCAUCAGCUAAAUGGAUUUAGGUAUGUGUUUAGAUUACUCAUUCACGGUUGUCAGUUAUGAGGGUAAAUGUGUACAUGGACACGUUUAUAAGCAACUAUGUUUAUAUCAGGUCCAUUUGUCAUGUAAUAUGCGUUAAGCUUGAAUUGUGGAAAGAAUAAUUUGAGGCUUUCUAUUUUUCACCAUCUGCA
Molecule: messenger RNA, 1320 nt
Organism: Solanum verrucosum
Lineage: Eukaryota; Viridiplantae; Streptophyta; Magnoliopsida; Solanales; Solanaceae
Exons: 7
Coding region: 67-780 (237 amino acids)
Biological process (GO): RNA processing
Molecular function (GO): ribonuclease III activity
Source: RefSeq, a predicted model, not a curated record